UGACCGGCCAACUAUUCGUACUAACACAGUUGAUUUAGACAGCCUUCGUAAGCUACCUAAGGGUACGUUUGGAAAAGCGUAUACGAAGUUUCUGGAUAAAUAUGGUUAUUCACCUGAUGAAAGACACUAUGUUAGAUUUGUAGAUGACCCGGAUUUGUCUUACGUCAUGCUGCGGUAUCGGGAAAUACAUGAUUUGGUUCAUACUUAG
Molecule: messenger RNA, 208 nt
Organism: Schistosoma rodhaini
Lineage: Eukaryota; Metazoa; Platyhelminthes; Trematoda; Strigeidida; Schistosomatidae
Source: the annotation of a GenBank genome assembly